CCACUUUCUUCGUCCUUUCAAGGAACGGCGUCUUCCUCGGUGUACAAAGACCAGGUCUACCCGAUGGUUGACGAUAGCGCAAAGUCCGGUGAACCCUCGCCCCUCCGCUCAUUUCACCCCAUCCAAACAGUCAACCCAAACGAGGAAGGAAGCCACGCCCCGACCGCCUUAAUCUCAAUCACCGAUCAUUCGUCGCAACUUGCUCCUUCCAAGGCAUCAACUUGCUGACUUUGACAAGUCAGAUGAAUAGUGUAAGCUGCCAGAAGUUUCUGGGCUACUCUGUUGCUCCGUGGGAGGGUAUAAGAACUCUCUCUCUUCCUACUCUCGAUAAUCUUUCCCCUCUUCUCUUUUGCAUCGACCUGCCUUCAAGCAAAGUGGAACCUUCGCGUCUUCGGGAUUUUCUACUACAGCACCAGGAUCUACCGAGGGAAAAACAACAUUCAAGAUGUCUCCCUGCUCGUGCACCUCUUGCAGCGGCUGCUCUGGCAACUGCUCUGGCUGCGGAUGCAGCUCUUGCUCUCACUAGACGCUCUGGUGCGGCAAGCAUGCUUAGUUUGGCAUGUCUUGCUCCAACGCACUCCUCCACUUCAUCUUGUCGUAUUUCAAAUUCCACCAUGGCACGAUCAACCGUAUUCGGCAGCAACAAGAAAACUGAAGGGAUGGGAGGUGUUGCUGGAGCACAAAGGCGAUAUGUGAUCUUGGGAAUGGAGACGAGAUAAUGGCGGGAGAGGAUAGACGCCGACACGGUUCAUUGACUGUUGAUCGAGACCUGUCUUGCCAUGGAUGAUUGGUUAUGACUUGUUAUCCGGCAGACGGGGGCUCGAAACAGGGACCAGUUUAUGACAUACAAAUGAACAUCACCAC
This is a messenger RNA of Neurospora hispaniola, 864 nucleotides long. RefSeq lists its product as uncharacterized. The transcript is spliced from 3 exons. The record is from RefSeq and is a predicted model, not a curated record. Bases 243 to 719 code for a protein of 158 amino acids. Lineage: Eukaryota; Fungi; Ascomycota; Sordariomycetes; Sordariales; Sordariaceae.